GCUUAUAUAAAGCUGUUGCGCACAUAAUCUUGCAUAAUUCUUGCUAUGGAGUAUACGAAAGCAUUGGGCUGACUCCUCUAGGCCGCGGCAUUAAGCCGAGAAAAUUUUGAACAACACAGGUGCUCUCACAUUCGCGUAUCCUUCUCUGGAUCUGUACGACGUAAAGCCAACAUGUCUUCUCUCUGGUUGCUUCUGAUACACCAAUGAAUUGUUACACCACGGCUCCCCGGAAUUUCCGACAAAUCAACAAGAGUGACUACUGUUUAGCGAUUGCACGGUCGUUUAUGGGACUGUUUAUGACUUGAUUAGGAUACAUGUGGAGGAACUAAAGGCAACAGACGCUGACGUCGUAUGACGCGCCAUUAAAACCGGUCAAACGCGAAACUUUUUAUGAUCUUAGUGUCUUAUCAUCUUCCCACAGUGACAGUGCUAUUUUGAAGAUAUUGCUUGCUUUAUCGACAAAGAUUUCUUUCAUGCAAGUCUUUUUGCCUAUCAAGACCCAUACUUAAAAGGCAAUUGCGAAUUCUUGUUUGACUGUUUUUUAUUAUUCCCUUCACUGCACGCGGUGUGUGUCCUACUCAUCGUCCACACGUGUUAACCGUCACCACAGUAUCGCGCCAUCUAUUGCAUAACGAAUCGAACCGUUUAGUGUCAUAUCUGAUCUAAUUUCGUUACGAGCCUGUCACAACAAAAGUUAAAAAAUUUUGGUUGCCUAGGCGUCUUCUUAUUCGUCAGUGAUCUGUCCCUUUGGUCUCAAGUCGCCAUCGAGCACAGAGAUUGGUCCUGUGUACAAGACGUGCACGCAAUUCAUUGCCUUUAUUGGCAAAACGAAAAUUCAGAUUGAAAAUUUGCUUCUUAUAUUUUGAAUACUUUUCUGCUCCUUUACAACAAACUUGCACACAGAAUUGUUAGUUCCCGUUCAUUAGUGCUGCAAUUCGUCUCCACGUUUCCUGUGCGAGUCCUCUCUCGUUUACUGCCUUCUUGGUACACCCGUUUCGGUGUAAUCCUUUGAACUUCUCCGUUCUGUACUUAUAUUUUUUCCCCACAAUUUGGACCCGGGUGUUAAGAGAUAUCACGGGAACACAAUUGCUACCCCCAAUCUUAAUAUUUCUUAAACUCUGCUAGGCAAGGCUACGUCACGAUGCCCUCGAAAGAUCCUACAGAAACAACAACAACCGAUCUUGGGUCACAUACAAACACGUCCAGCAUUUCGCAGCACGAGACGAGCAACGACGAAACUGGCAUUGCUGAAUCCUCGUUUAGAGAGGACAAUUCGCCCGUGCUCGGCGCUACGUCGUCGGGAGACGCGAAAAAGAAUGGAGUUCAUAUCCGUGCUGUUUCUGUCGAAUCUGACGAAGAGUCUGUAGAUUCGGAUGCCGAAGAGUCAAAGACCGUUGACGAUGAAAAUGCCGCUGGCGUCGAGGACUCCAUCUAUCCCGAAGUUCGCGCCGCUGUACUUCCCUACGAUGACAAUACACUUCCCGUAAACACUUGGCGAACAUGGGUCUUGACCACGAUUUUCGUCAUUGUUUUUGCUGGUGUGAACCAGUUCUUCGUACUCAGAUACCCCUCGUUGUCCAUCAACUUCAUUGUUGCACAACUUAUUUUAUACCCCGUUGGUAAGCUUCUCGACAUGUUACCCAAUUGGCGCAUUGGUUACGGCAAGUAUGCCUUCCAAUUGAACCCAGCGCCCUUCAAUGUGAAGGAACAUGCUACAGUGACUAUCGCUGUGUCUCUGACUUCCGCAAUUGCUUAUGGCACCAACAUUCUCAGUGCUCAAACGUCUUUCUACAACCUUGAAUUUUCUUGGGGCUACAAGAUUCUUCUCAUUUUUACUUCCCAAGCCCUCGGCUAUGGUUUUGCUGGCCUUACUCGUCGCUGGAUUGUGUAUCCUGCAGCCAUGAUUUGGCCGCAGACACUUGUGAGUACUAUGCUGUUCCGUACCCUGCACGGUGAUGGUGUCGAUGCAAACGGCACCAAACUGAAGCCUGCUAACGGUUGGACCAUUACUCGUUAUCGGUUCUUCACUUAUGUUAUGGUGGCUGCCUUUAUCUUUUACUGGUUCCCUGGUUUCAUCUUCACUGCGCUUUCAUAUUUCACAUUUUUGUGUUGGAUUUGGCCCAAGAGCCGUGUUGUCAACCAGCUGUUUGGAUAUAACUCUGGUUUGGGUAUUCUUCCCGUGACCUUUGACUGGCAACAGGUCGUUUACAACAGCAAUCCUCUUGCCUCUCCUUGGUGGGUUAUUUGCAAUACGUUUGCCUCAGUCGUAAUCAUUUUCUGGAUUGUCGUUCCCAUCCUUUACUACAAGGGCGUUUGGUUUUCCAACUAUCUUCCGAUGCUCUCAUCAACGACAUUUGACAAUACCGGAACAAAGUACAAUGCGAGUCGUGUGCUUACUAAGGACCUUUCACUCAAUGAGACUGCCUACAAGAAUUAUUCGCCGCUUUACAUGCCCAUGUCGUACAGUAUGUCCACGGCACUGAACUUUGCCGCCGUUACGGCUAUUUUCACGCACUGCUUGCUUUACAAUGGAAAGGACAUUUGGAAGCGUUUGCGCAAUGAGCGCGGUACGCACGAAUGUAUCCACCGCAAGUUGAUGCGCCGUUACCCGGAAGCACCACAGUGGUGGUAUGGUGUUCUGUUCAUCGUAAUGUUCGGUUUGUCUAUUUUCACCAUUCGUUACUAUAACACCCAGACUCCUGUGUGGGCCUUUAUCGUCGGUCUGCUUAUUUUUAUUGUCAAUUUCGUUCCUCAAGGCGUGCUGGAAGGAAUUACCAAUCAACAUGUCGGUUUGAACAUCAUUACUGAAAUGGUUGCUGGUUACAUGCUUCCUGGAAAGCCCAUGCCGAACUUGAUGGUCAAGUUGUACGGUUUCAUUCCUAUGCGUCAAGGUCUUGAAUUCUCCCGUGAUCUGAAGCUUGCUCAGUACAUGAAGAUUCCUCCACGCACGCUGUUUUUCGUUCAGAUCUAUGCAACUUUGCUUGGUGCACUGACACAAGUCGGUGUUCAAGAAUGGAUGCGCUUCCACAUUCCCGACAUUUGCAGCUCUUCUCAACCUAAUGGCUUUACCUGUCCUAAUGGCCGUUCUAUUUACAACGCUUCUCUCAUUUGGGGUGCUAUAGGCCCCGCAAAAAUGUUUAAUAAGGGUCACCCAUAUUUCCCUCUUUUGUUUUUCUUCCCCCUUGGUGCUGCUGCACCUUUCCUUACGUACGCUCUUCGCAAGCGCUUCCCCAAAUCGUGGUUGGGCAAGCUCAAUGCCCCCGUGUUCUUUACCGGCCCUGGUAACAUUCCUCCUGCCACGGGUAUUAAUUACUCGUCAUGGGCUAUUGUUGGUUUCAUUUUCAAUUAUGUUAUCCGCCGUCGUGCCUUUGCAUGGUGGCGCCGUUACAAUUAUGUUUUGGCUGCUGCUAUGGAUUCAGGUGUUGCUGUUGCAACCGUCAUCAUCUUUCUGUGUGUCACAUAUCCAGGAGGAACUCUUAAGUGGUGGGGCAACACUGUCUACAAAAAUACUUACGACUGGAAGAGUGUUCCCUAUCACAAAGUCGCUACUAAUACAACAUUUGGCUAUAAGAAGUGGUAGUUUGCCUAUCCAGCUGGGCUGUCUUGCCAACAUAACAUUUUAGUUCCUUAUUUAUCGGCAACUCAUGCACUAAAUGUUUCGAUUGGCCGAAACUAAUGUGCCCUGUUUAAUUUUCUUUAUGUUGCGUGGGAUCGCACAUAUUGUUUUCCUGUCAUUCUACUCUUGUUUCUUCGUUAUGAUUUGUUUACUGUACUUUUACCCCGGUUCACAUUAUUUUCUCUGCAUUGAGGGUACGAGACUACAUUCUUUUUCUUGUUGUCGAUCUCAUUCUGUUAAUAAUU
This is a messenger RNA of Schizosaccharomyces japonicus yFS275, 3861 nucleotides long. Its product is annotated as glutathione transporter Pgt1. The record is from RefSeq and is a predicted model, not a curated record. Gene Ontology annotation, biological process: glutathione transmembrane transport; transmembrane transport; glutathione import across plasma membrane. Gene Ontology annotation, molecular function: oligopeptide transmembrane transporter activity; glutathione transmembrane transporter activity. The transcript has a single exon. NCBI's taxonomy places the organism in Eukaryota, Fungi, Ascomycota, Schizosaccharomycetes, Schizosaccharomycetales, Schizosaccharomycetaceae. The coding region runs from base 1142 to 3580 and encodes 812 amino acids. Gene Ontology annotation, cellular component: membrane; plasma membrane of cell tip; plasma membrane.